This is a messenger RNA of Camellia sinensis, 798 nucleotides long. The record is from RefSeq and is a predicted model, not a curated record. Lineage: Eukaryota; Viridiplantae; Streptophyta; Magnoliopsida; Ericales; Theaceae.
AUGGGUUGGUUUGCGUUCUCUGCUGGAAUAAAAGGCAGACUUGAGGUCUUGAAAUUGCCAACCUAUGCAGAAGUGGUGGACCGGGCGUACAUAGCAGAAAAGGGAAUUAAAGCCUCACGUUCCGGAGAACCAAGCUUCAAGAAGCGAUUCUGGGAAAGGGAUAACAGAAGACCCGGUGUUGCACCUCAUAAAAAGGUGAGCAUGGACACAACCAGCUCAGGCCACCAUGGUCCGACCAACCCCCGAGGUGGCACUAUUCCAACUUGCGCCACUUGUGGGAGGGCACAUUGGGGACAAUGCCAUCGAGACACAGGAGCAUGUUUUAGAUGCGGACAGUUUGGCCACUUGCUAAGGGAUUGUCUAAAGAUGGUUAAUCCUACAGCUAGCCCCUCUGGCCCAGUCAAGAGACCCGCGGGACCUGGAGGAGAAAAUAAGGACCAAAACUGCCAAGGUUGGGCUUUCACCUUGGUACCUGGAAAACCAGAAGUUACUGAAAAUGUGGAUUCAGGUACACUUUCUGUCUGUGGUCUUUUAGCUCAUUUCCUUAUUGACUCUGGGUCAACUCAUUCUUUUGUUGCACCACACUUUGCUGCCAAGUUGACAUCAACACCCAAACCAUUAGGAUAUACAUUGUCUGUGUCUUUUCCUUCUGAGGCCUCCACCGUUGAUGCAAUUCCUGUAGUUCGAGAAUUCCUGGAUGUCUUUCUUAAAGAUCUACCCGGUAUUCUAGUUGAUCGGGAGAUCGAAUUCACCAUUGAAACCCAACCUGGCACGCAGCCUAUAUCAAAAGCUCCUUAA